CAGUCGUCCUCCUCGUCCUCCUCCCUAGCGUUAUUCAAGCUCGUACUACAGUGCUAAGCUAGCACAAGAAAGAUUUGGUGUGGCUUUCUUGCUCUGUGACCGCUAAAGAGAGCCCAAAAGCUGCACUGUACACAAGGGAGAAUAUGAGCGAAGGUGGUGUGAGUCCUGUGGAAGAGAAGAUGCUGUUCCCCUCACCCGUAGCGUCCGAACUCUGCUCUCAAAUGCCUCAAGCGUCGGUAGGCGAGACGAGAACGCGGCGGAGGAGGAGGAAGGCGAAGGGAGACGGAGCGGGAGGAGACGCGAAGAAGAAGCGGCUGAGCGACGAGCAGCUGAAGUUCUUGGAGAUGAGCUUCCAGGACGAGAGGAAGCUGGAGUCGGGGAGGAAGGUCCACCUCGCUACCGAGCUCGGGCUCGACCCGAAGCAGGUGGCCGUCUGGUUUCAGAACCGGCGGGCGCGGCACAAGAACAAGCAGGUGGAGGAGGCCUACGCCAAGCUCAAGAUGGCUCACGACGCCGUCGUCUUCGAGAAAUGCCACCUCGAGAAAGAGGUGUUCAAACUGAAGGGGAAGCUUUUGGAAGCCGAAGCGGAGAUAAGGAAGCUCUCGUUGGGCGCCAGCGGUGCUGGAGCUUCCGGCAGCAACGCCGAGAGAGGCGGCAGCAGCCCGAGCUCAUCCCUGUCAACUGUUAGCCACCAUCCAUUAGUCGGAGAGUUUGGGGUGGAAGGAGAAGCUGACCUCAUGAACAUACAAGAGUAUAACUUCAAUAGCUACAUGAUGGAGUGGGCUAAUUUCUAUGGUGUGUAAAAGUUAUUGCCAUUGUUGUCAUGAUUUAUGUGAUUAAUCCUCACCAGUUAAGGCUCUUCCACUGAAUCAUUCUCCUCACUGACAUCAACAAGAAUUUGUAGCUGUAAAGGCUGCUGUAGGAAUCUAAUCUUAUGUGUAAAAGGGAUUGUGUUCUAAGUGUUCAGUUUUGUGAGCCUUCUUAUUGUUGUCUCAAAUACAUCAGGUGGCAAAAGAGGUUUUAAUCUCA
Messenger RNA from Musa acuminata AAA Group (dessert banana), 1029 nucleotides. RefSeq names its product homeobox-leucine zipper protein HOX12-like. Gene Ontology annotation, biological process: positive regulation of DNA-templated transcription. Gene Ontology annotation, molecular function: sequence-specific DNA binding; DNA-binding transcription factor activity, RNA polymerase II-specific. NCBI's taxonomy places the organism in Eukaryota, Viridiplantae, Streptophyta, Magnoliopsida, Zingiberales, Musaceae. The coding region runs from base 144 to 803 and encodes 219 amino acids. The record is from RefSeq and is a predicted model, not a curated record. Gene Ontology annotation, cellular component: nucleus. The transcript is spliced from 3 exons.